UGUCGCUUUCGCCGUCUCUGUUGCUCUCCCCGUAGUCGAUUGUCUUCGCUCUUUUGACACUUCACAAUGUCAGCGACACCGGCACCUACAAACUCCAAUUCUCAAAAUCAGAACCAGCAGGGCUCGUCUUCUGCAUCCCAGUCGGGGUCAGGAAGUGGCUCGUUGCAGGCGUCGACGAGCACAAUCAGCAUCCCGCAGACUGCCCCUGCAGGUGGUCUUACCAUUACUCAACCCCCGCAGACACAGACGUCGUACUUCAAGAUCGCACCGAGCGACACUAUCACUUUCGCUUGGAACUUCACAUAUCUGCUAUCGACGCCCACCCACCUCACUGUCUCCGCCGUUUGCGAUAACGGCAAUACCUACCCCGUUGGUCCCACGGACGGUGUCAUUCCCGGCUCUGCGACAUCUGUGACAUGGGACGUCUGGUCAUACCAGCAGGCGCACCCUAACACUCCCCUUGCCCAGGCAACGUAUACUCUACAUAUCUGGGACGAUCGUGGGCCGGGCGCGCCGCGCGAGCCAGGCCUGUUCACAGAGAAUGACGCAUUGCAGUUUGCGAUGUACUCACCGCAGGCGUACACACCAUUAGCCAGCUGGACAUGUGGAGGCUGCAACAACGGCGCAUGGUCGUCGUAUGUCGCGCACCCGGCCUUCGUCAGCCUUGCUGUGACCUUUGUUGUUAUGUUCCUCUCCGGCUACUCUCUCCUGCGACAAGUGUUCCGCGACUGAUCACACCAUCCUCUUCAUCGCCUCAUUCGAUACUUCUGCUGAAGUGUAUCCAAGAGACUUGGCUUACUGGGUAGUAGAAGAUGGAAGAUGGUUGUUUAGAUGGACUUGGGACUUUACAGGCACUCAUGAUAUCUCUCUCUCUCUCGCAUAACGUACACUCAUGUUGACACUCCGGACUUCUUCUCUCCUCAUAGUAACCUCGGGUCUCCUAUAUUCUAAUUGGUCUUACAGUAUUAGCAGUUGUACAUCGGACGCUAUCUCCGC
This is a messenger RNA of Phanerochaete carnosa HHB-10118-sp, 996 nucleotides long. RefSeq lists its product as uncharacterized. The record is from RefSeq and is a predicted model, not a curated record. NCBI's taxonomy places the organism in Eukaryota, Fungi, Basidiomycota, Agaricomycetes, Polyporales, Phanerochaetaceae. The transcript is spliced from 2 exons. Bases 67 to 732 code for a protein of 221 amino acids.